Molecule: messenger RNA, 3891 nt
Organism: Pygocentrus nattereri (red-bellied piranha)
Lineage: Eukaryota; Metazoa; Chordata; Actinopteri; Characiformes; Serrasalmidae
Gene: arvcfa
Product: ARVCF delta catenin family member a
Exons: 17
Coding region: 590-3235 (881 amino acids)
Biological process (GO): cell-cell junction assembly; cell-cell adhesion
Cellular component (GO): nucleus; plasma membrane; cytoplasm
Molecular function (GO): cadherin binding
Source: RefSeq, a predicted model, not a curated record
GUGAUGCCGCUGCGAAAAGAGCACACUGUCGGUGUGAGUCCGCCCAGGCAAUUGACGGCGUGCAUAAAAACUUCUGUCGGCGAGCCCUGGAUGUCAUGAGAGAGAGGCGAGGUGUGGGAGAACAUCCGCAGCGGAGACAGCGGAAAAGCGAAAUAACUCAGCCGGAAUGCCUAAACAUGGGUGCUGGCUCAUGCAUGGUUCGGUGCGACUUAUAGUUCAACUGGCCUGGCUGUAACUCGGGGCGGUGUGAACAGUGCAUGAACCAUUUUUUUCCCCCCUGAACUUUGUCAUCGGCGAAUGAUUCAUCUGUCAUACUCCGGGUUUGUGACAGAUAUUGUGGCUGGCAUGCAUCUGCCGUGCCCUUGAGCGGGUCACGGUGGCUCUGUGCAUUCAUUAAAUAAUGUUAAGCCACGCGUAGUUUCCUUGGCCCAUGCGGGGAGGCUGAUAAGAGUUUCCACAAAGGGGACCAAGCACACACGUGAGGGAGGGAUUGAGAGCCAUGGCCAGAGGAGGGAGAAAAGGAUGAAGGGAUGAUGGAUUCAUUACGGCAUGAGCAGUGAAUGCUUCAAAUGUCAGAACAUUAGUGAGGAUGACAUGUCGCACCAUAAAGGAGCAGAGCCCAGAGGAUCCUCUGGUGGUGCCCUCAAAGAGGCAAAGCAAAGAGCAGGCCGAGGAGGUGCCUCCCACUGAAGAUACUCCGGACACCCCUUCCUCUGACCUGUCCACGGUCACCUCCACCAAUGGAAGCACACAGAACACAGAGGCUAAUAAUGAUGAGAGUUCAGGCAUAGGGACAGAGAAAUCCUCCAGCCCUGACACUGAACUGAACCCCCUCAGUGCAUGCAGCUCUCAUGAGGAAGUUGUGCCAAAGCAGCUGGAGGAAAGUACAACUGAUGUAACAGAGACAUUUCAGACAGUGUGCAAAGGCUCCCAAGAUUCAGAGGCCAUUCUCCUGCCAAAUGUUUCACUGGAGAAGGAAGAUGAAUGUGUUUCAACCCAGGCUGCCACUGUAACUCCCCACACUGAGACCAACACCUUGUCUAACACUCUGGGUGACAGUGUCAAAGAUCAGCCUGCUCAGCACAGCAGCACCCUUCAAAGCCCUCGAGUAGCCCUCAGUAACCACGGCACCAUGCCUCAUGGUUUCCAGUACCCUCCUCCCUACACAACCCUGCCCACCAGGAAUUAUUUACCAGAGAACUGCUAUACCCUACCGCUCCACCGAGACUUUGGUCGAAUUGCCCAGAGUGCAUCAGUGUGCAAUGGAGCGACUAAAGGAGACCAAGAUGGUGCUGAUCUGAGGUCAGGAAUUGCUGCCAUCAGUCAUCCCAUGAUGGGAGGCACCCUACACAUGAGGCCUACUCUGGACCUUGCGGUUGACGAUCAUUUGGGCCCUCUACCACACCCCUAUCUGCAGGACCUGUACAGGAUGCAGACCCUGAUUCCGCAGAAACGUGCCAGCAUGGUCAGCCUGGAUACCAUUCGCAAGGACCCACGCUGGAGGGACCCAAACUUGCGGGAGGUUAUAGCCAUGCUCAGCCACCCCAUGGACCCGGUCAAAUCUAAUGCUGCAGCCUAUCUGCAGCAUCUCUGCUAUGAGAACGACAAGGUGAAGCAGGAUGUGAGGCAGCUUAGAGGUAUACCAGUACUGGUGGGGUUGCUGGACCACCCCAAAGCCGAGGUCUACCGCAAGGCUUGUGGAGCCCUGCGUAAUAUCUCCUUUGGCAGGGAUCACUUCAACAAGCUUGCCAUCAAGAACAGUGAUGGUAUUCCUGCACUCCUGAGGCUGCUGAGGAAGUCCAGUGAUAUGGAGGUCCGAGAGUUAGUCACAGGAACGCUGUGGAAUCUCUCCUCCCAUGAACCUCUCAAGAUGGUUGUCAUCAACCAUGGGCUUCAGACACUGACUGAUGAGAUUAUCAUCCCACACUCGGGCCUAAGAGGGGACCCCAAUGACCCUUCCAGACCAGGAGAUCCAGAAUGGACCACAGUUUUCAAGAACACAUCUGGAUGUUUAAGGAACGUGAGUUCAGAUGGAGCUGAAGCUCGCCAGAGGCUGCGCGAGUGUGAGGGACUUGUGGAUGCUCUACUUCAUGCCCUUUACUCUGCCGUGGCUAAGAGGGAUAUGAAUAAUAAGUCUGUGGAGAACUGUGUCUGCAUUCUACGCAACCUCUCCUACCAUGUGCACAAAGAGGUGCCGGGGGCGGAGAGGUUUUACAGCAACCCCACUACUCAAACCGUAAAGCCAAGGAGCCACCAGAAGAAGAAGGAUGAGACGGACUGUUUCGGUGGACGUAGUACCAAAGAGGAGUGGUUCAAUCAGUGCAGGAGGCACGGAGCAAGCGACAAAACAUACAGCACUUUGGAAAUGCCCAAGCGCACGCUGCCAACAAAAGGUCUGGAGCUGCUCUACCAGCCCGAGGUUGUGAGGCUGUACUUGUCACUCCUCAAGUUGAGCCACAACCAAAACACUCUGGAGGCAGCUGCAGGGGCUCUUCAGAACCUGUCUGCAGGACAGUGGGCUUGGUCCAAUUACAUCCGAGCGACUGUGCGUAAAGAGAAGGGCCUGCCAAUUCUGGUCGAAUUGCUCCAUUCAGAUGCAGAUAAAGUAGUGAGGGCUAUUGCCAUAGCUCUCCGCAACCUGGCUAUUGACCACAAAAACAAAGAUCUCAUUGGGAGCUAUGCCAUGAGGGACCUGGUCAGCAACCUGCCCAGUGGCCAGCAGCGGCCUGCCAAAAACCUGGAAGGGGACACAGUGGUGGCAGUCCUCAAUACUAUACACGAGAUCAUCACCGACAAUCUGGAGAACGCUCGCUUCCUCAUUCAGGGACAGGGGAUUCAGAAGUUGGUAGCCAUAAACAGGACAAGCCAGUCCGUCAGAGAGACCAAAGCGGCAUCACAUGUACUUCAGACUGUGUGGGCCUACAAGGAUUUAAGGCACACGCUUUCCAAGGGAGGAUGGAAUAAAACGCACUUUAAGCCGACAGUCUCUGGAGUCCCCAAAAAGCAGAAGAAUGCAAAGCUAGGCAAUGAUGACAUCACGCUGCCCUUAAUGGAGAAAAACCAAGAUGGAUACUGCAGUAAUGAUCAGAGUGACAGGGUUGGAGACGGGCCGUGCCAUAUGAUAGAGCGGGAAUCCUUCCAGGGUGUAAAUGAUAAAAGGCAUUUCAUCAGGGCCAGUAGGCCAGCUGUUGGCUUAGUGGAGCGGACUCCUCAGCCCUUGGACUCUUGGGUCUGAAGCCCCAUCUGAGAUGGAAGAGAACAAUCAGUGAAACUGUCAGAAACUGGCAUCAUCUGAUCUGCAUCCAAAUUGACCUCAUCUGAAGUCAUGGUGUGUAAAAAGAGAAGGAAUUAAAGCAAACCAUAGCUUUUACUCCAGCAUUCUCAGAAAGCAGAUACUGGAUUUUUGUUUAUGGAGAACUCGACUGAUUGUGGCUGUCAGUUUUUUCCAUGCAGUGUUUUUCUCUCCUAACUGCUCAAAUGUUCUCUGCUUUUAGCUUCUCUCAUAAAUUACCAACGCCAUUUCUCCAGGAUACUUUACAGAUAUUACAAAUAUAAUCCCAGUAUUGUUUGAUAUUUGAUUAUAAAUCAUAUCCUUGUAUUAUUUAAUUUUUUUCCAAAAAACAUAUAUUGUAUAAUAGUGAUGAAAUUCUUUAACUGUAGGCAACACAGAGCAGUAUUCUAUCAUGUUUUUUCUAUGUACAGCAAUGAGAUGCAACCAGAGCAUACUAUGGAUAUUAAAUGUGACUAAUAGUAUAAGAAAAUACCAGACAUCAUUGUGCCAUAUUAGUCAAACAAGUAAUUCUUACUUGAUUGAUUUGUUCCUCCACAUGAGUGUUUUAAUUGCUUGAAAAAUAAAAGGCUUUUUAUCUUUUCUUGUCCUUUAAAACCAAA